AUGGCUUUGGAUGAUCGUAAUGACCCUUGGAUGUGCAGAGUUUUUCCUACCAGUUUGACAGGAGCAGCACUAGAGUGGUUCAGGAAUAAACCGCAUAAAUCCACCCCGGAUUACGUGACUUUAUGCACUAUGUUCCUGACACAGUAUUGCGGAAAUAAGAAGCAAAAGAAAAGCAUUGCCAGCUCUUCACCGCGACAGGUGGAGAAUAUGAUCGCCAGAGGUGAGUUGACGGAUUACCUCAUGACAAAGGAGCAUGCAAAACCCCACGAGAUCUAUCCCUGCAAGGUAGAAGGUACGCAAGUAAAAGUCAUCCAUGCAAUACAUGACAGGUCUGAAGAUGAUCAAGAGUCCGAUGAGGUGUACAGAUCCAGAUUGAGGGUGACCCACAAGUUCAGGAAGAUAUCCUUGGUCAAUGCUAUCAAUCCUGGUAGCAUUAGUAUUGGAUUCGGAGAUGGCAACCUAUCCAGAGUGCAACUCCCCGACGAGGAUCCAUUGGUCAUCAGUCUUUUAGUGGCCAAGUGUAUGAUCAGGAGGGUUUUGGUAGAUCCAGGAAGUAGUGCUAACAUAAUCACAAAGACGGUCUUUGAUCAGUUAGAGAUCUCAUCAUCAUCUAUUCGACCUAACUCCAGCCCGUUGAUGGGAUUCGAUGGCACAAGAGUAAAUCCCCUUGGAGUAAUAGACUUGUCCGUAACCACAGCGAAGAGGACUCUAAAGGAGAACUUUGUUUUAACAGAGAUCCAUCAUUCUUACAAUCUCAUCAUGGGAAGAGGCUGGAUACAUCGGAUGAAAGGAGUUUCGUCCACCCUCCACUAG
This is a messenger RNA of Cornus florida, 813 nucleotides long. RefSeq lists its product as uncharacterized. The transcript has 2 exons. The record is from RefSeq and is a predicted model, not a curated record. Bases 1 to 813 code for a protein of 270 amino acids. NCBI's taxonomy places the organism in Eukaryota, Viridiplantae, Streptophyta, Magnoliopsida, Cornales, Cornaceae.